Rhizophagus irregularis DAOM 181602=DAOM 197198 is the source of this 1203-nucleotide messenger RNA. RefSeq lists its product as uncharacterized. The record is from RefSeq and is a predicted model, not a curated record. NCBI's taxonomy places the organism in Eukaryota, Fungi, Glomeromycota, Glomeromycetes, Glomerales, Glomeraceae.
UUUUAAUUUUAUCAAAGAUGGCAAAUUCGAAUUCUUUUAAUUCAUCUUUGAGAAACCUUUGGCCCUUGUCUAAUAAUAGACCUCGAGUUUGGAACCCCUGGAAGUUAAUGAAAGAUGAUAUUUAUUGGGUCCUUUCUCAUCCGUAUGACGUCAUUGUCGAGUUCUUGUAUCGCAAUUCAAUCGGUGCAAUGCGCUUUGAAAAAGUUCAUAAUGAUGAGGCAACAUGCGAAAUUAAUCUUUCGUAUUGGAAAAAUUGGAUCAGUAUAAUACAACUAGCUGUAUGGACUCUUGCCACGAUUCCACUUGUUAUUUUCUACCCUCUUUUGAUGUUAUCAGCUUUUGAACAAGAGAAAAUUCGUCCACCAAAAGAACAAACUAAGGAUGAUGAGAAAUGGUUUUUUAUUAAUGGAGUAACAGUAAACGAAGAAUGGUUAGAUCAGAAUUGCAAAUAUUUAGAGGAACGUUUCGGGAUAGGAGUUACAGGUAUUCUUAAUAGAAGUUACGGUAUUUUUUGGGACUUUGUAGAAGCGGUUCUCGAGAGAAGUUUUAAUUUUGAAACCAUACCGGUACAUUGGGCUACAUGUAACAUUCUUAGAGAACUUAGGAAUGAAAAUGUUAAAGUUGUUCGGUUAGUUGCACAUUCUCAAGGAACUAUUAUUGCAUAUUUAACUGUAAGGAAACUUUUUACGGAGUUAAGUUAUACGAAUGAACAAAAUUAUCUUAAUAAACUUGAAGUAUAUACAUUCGCAAAUGUAUGUAGAGAUUUCAUAAAUCCAAAUGGCUUGGUUGGUCACAUUGAACAUUACGUAAAUAAAAGAGAUCCAGUUGCGAUGUUGGGUGUUCUUAAUGAAACAGCUGGUAAUCGUAUUGAAGGAAAUGUUUUUAUUAACGACACGUUGAACGAGGGUAAGGGUCAUCUAUUUAAUUCAUUCUAUAGUCUUAAUUCUGAAGAUUACAUAUCACCUGAAGGAGCCGAAUGCAAGUUGCUCAAUAGAUCUGGAAAUGUAGAUAAUCUGCCCAUUAAUAUUUAAUUUUGAAAUUUGUUGGAAUUUAAAAAUGAUAGGAAAUUAGGAAUGAUAGGUUAUAAUAAAUUGCUAAAUAUGUUUAGUUUUUAUAGUCAAAUUUUAUAAUUUAUAAUUACUUUUGUAAUAUUGUUAUUGAACAUUUUAAUUAAUAAAAAAUGAUAAUCUAUGAUAAUACCGU